CCCCUCCCUCUGUGUCUCAUUUCUGCAGUAAACGGGGCUGAGGCACAUUCCUGCUUUGCAAGGCUUUCUGUUAAGGUGUUCUGUGGCUUUUGUUUGGAUCGCAGCAUGCUGAAUUACAGCUGUUCAGAGGAGACUCAUUACAACUCCUGCUGAAGUCCUAAUCUUCCUCCCUUCCCUUCUGCCCCUACCCCGUACCCUCAUUGGCCUGAAGACAUUGUACAGAGUUUGCCUUACUCCCCUGGUGCUAUGUGUAUGGUAAACCUGGUACUAUGGCCGCAUCUCGGACUGGCCAGACAACUGCUGCUGGUUCUCCCUAUUCCAAGAAGGAUUUAAAGGGGAAUUGCACUGCAGGCAAUGCAUCAGAGCAGCAGCAUCGGGAGCUUGGGGACUAAGGCUCCUCGGGCAUUAUUACAGACACACAGAGCUGACCGCAAUGACAGCAGCUGCUCCUUUGAACUGUUGGCAGCAGCCAAGCGGCAGCAUGAAGUGAGAGAUCACUCCUGAGCUCAAGAUGAACUCUACCUUGGAUGGUAAUCAGAGCAGCCACCCUUUUUGCCUCUUGGCAUUUGGCUAUUUGGAAACUGUCAAUUUUUGCCUUUUGGAAGUAUUAAUUAUUGUCUUUCUAACUGUGUUGAUUAUUUCUGGCAACAUUAUUGUGAUUUUUGUAUUUCAUUGUGCACCUUUGUUGAACCACCAUACUACAAGUUAUUUUAUCCAGACUAUGGCAUAUGCUGACCUCUUGGUUGGGGUAAGCUGCCUGGUCCCUUCUUUAUCACUCCUCCACUACCCGCUUCCAGUAGAGGAGUCCUUGACUUGCCAGGUAUUUGGUUUUGUAGUAUCAGUUCUGAAGAGUGUCUCCAUGGCCUCUCUGGCCUGUAUCAGCAUCGAUAGAUAUAUUGCCAUCACUAAGCCUCUAACCUAUAAUACCCUGGUUACGCCCUGGAGACUGCGUCUGUGUAUUUUCCUGAUUUGGCUGUACUCCACCCUGGUCUUCCUGCCUUCCUUUUUCCACUGGGGCAAACCUGGAUAUCAUGGAGAUGUGUUUCAGUGGUGUGCGGAGUCCUGGCACACCGACCCCUACUUCACCCUGUUCAUCGUGAUGAUGUUAUAUGCCCCAGCAGCCCUCAUUGUGUGCUUCACCUAUUUCAACAUCUUCCGCAUCUGCCAACAGCACACAAAGGAAAUCAGCGAAAGGCAAGCCCGCUUCAGCAGCCAGAGUGGGGAGACUGGGGAGGUGCAGGCCUGUCCUGAUAAGCGCUAUGCCAUGGUCCUGUUCCGAAUUACUAGUGUAUUUUACAUCCUCUGGUUGCCAUACAUCAUCUACUUCUUACUGGAGAGCUCCACUGGCCACAGCAACCGCUUCGCAUCCUUCUUGACCACCUGGCUUGCUAUUAGUAAUAGUUUCUGCAACUGUGUCAUUUAUAGUCUUUCCAACAGUGUCUUCCAAAGGGGACUAAAGCGCCUCUCAGGGGCCAUGUGUACUUCUUGUGCGAGUCAGAUGAUAGCUAAGGACCCUUACACAGUUAGGAGCAAAGGCCCCCUUAAUGGAUUUCAUGUCUGAAGUGGUUCAGAUAUUGGGUCACUGUGUUAUGUGUGUGUGUGUGUGUGUGUGUGUGUGUGUGUGUGUGUGUUUCCUUUUUAUCUUUUUGUAUUUCUAGUUCACUGGGAAAUAUGGGACAAAAUAGUUUGACUCUAAGCAAUAGUUAACAAAUGAUCCAUCCAAAAUACCUUUUAAGUUUGCAGAAAUGAUUUUUUUUUAAUGCUUUCGAAUGAGAAGAAUCAGGACCAUGAAGAUAAAUUGCUCUUCGUUCCUAUUUCCAUAAUGUCAUGGAAAUGACUGUAUUUAAUUCUCAGACUUAAAAUGAAUAAAGCCAUAUCUAACACCUCUCUCCAGCUGGCAUGACUGAACCUGGGUGUGAAAAGCGUCAGCAUUUUUAAAAGUCAUCAUUUUCUUGUUGCUUUUCUGGGUUCUUUCCAGCUGUUUGAGCUUCAUGUACAAUUGAUUUCUUUUAACAGGAAAUAUUAAAAUACAGUGAUGAAUUAACAGGGUUUUAAAAUUUUCUUUACAUCUGUCAAAGUGUAACUACCCUGCAGGUUUCCACACUGUCAUUCAGAAAGUCAAAUGUUUUAUGUCUUAGUCUCUUGAGAGAAUUCUCAAUACAGUGAAUAAUGUGAAAACUUAAAAAUUAAUUUAAAAUUUGGGGGGACUUCCCUGGCGGUUCAGUGGUUAAGACUUUGCCUUCCAAUGCAGGGGGUGUGGGUUCAGUCCCUGGUUGAGGAGCUGAUAUCCCACAUGUCUCAUUGCCAAGAAACCAAAAAACAUAAAAGAGAAGCAAUAUUGUAACAAAUUCAGUAAAGACUUAAAAAAAAAAUGGUCCACAUCAAAAAAAAAUCUUAAAAAAUAAAUUUAAAAAAAUAAUAAAAUUUUUGCAUUGAACCAUGAAGCAAAAGUGCAGUCAAAUCAUAUAAUUUAUAGAAAAACUAAGCUGUAUUUUAUGCCAUGCUUCACUGAGACCUAAACAAAUAUGUAUACUGAAAGUGAUUGUGUUGUAGUAUUUUUGCCCAAGCCUUUGUGUAUGUGUGUAUUGAGAAUAUUUGAAUUGAGUUAGAUUUCUCUUUUACAGCAAAAUGCAUUUAAAUAAGCUGAAAAAUAAUUAAAUGAUAGGCUGAUGGCUGCCAUUUUUAUAAUGGUGAAAAUACAUUGAAAAGUGUCUUUAGUCUUCUCUGCUCUUUUUAGCUAGAGACUUUCUGAAAUACUAGAAUAUCAGGAAGAAAGGUCCUAGGCAACUGAGUCAGAAAAUACAAUGUACAUUUAGCUAGUUCAUUUUUAAAAUAGGAGGGGUUGAUUGAGAUGGUCUCUUUGUGAUUAAAUGGUAUCAUCUAAUAAAGUAGUAACUAAUUCUUUUUCAAAGCAUUCUUUCAGUUAGUGUUAAGGAAUCCGUAUGUGAAUGAGAGAAGGAGAAAUUCUAAUUCUCUAUUGCUAUUCUCUUUCUGGAAAAAAAAAUCCUUGGAAUACUGUUCCUUUCCUAAAUAGGCUUUUUUUUUUUUUUAAGCCAAAGUACUAGCAAAAUCUGUAGAAUUAUUAAUUGAGAGUGCUGUGUAUCUGUAUGUAGAGUGAUGUUUUGUUCCUAAAAGUAAUUAUGUUUAGAGUGAGAGGUUUAUUUUUCUAAAAGGAGAGAAGGAUUUCCCAGCAGCUUCAAGCAUGAAAGUAUUUCCUCUGCUCUUCUACUGGUUUUAAUGUUUUAGAAGUCUUCAGGGAACUUGCAUGAUCUCUGCCUUUGGCUAGAUGUUGUAAUCUGAAUGUGACAGUGGUGUUCAGUGAGAUUGAAGAUAGAAGAAAACCAAGGGAAAUGUGGAUUUUUGAGUCCAAGGAACGACAUAGAUAUUUAUAAAACAGGCAGAUAUGCUUUGGUUUUCCAUCAUCAUAUUAGAAAACCUCCUACCCCCUUUUAAAAUAAAAGAUGGCAUUCUUAUGAUUUUAGGUUUUAGAGAUUGAUUUGAUUUUAACCUCAAAUGUAUUCUACUUAAACAUUUUUAUUUUAAGAGAACAAGUAUGAAUAUAAGCAUUUAAACUUCAGAUUCUGAGUUCUUCCCAAAAGCUUGCUUGCUCUUUAUAUUUAGUAUUAGAAAAUUUGAUUCUAAGUUGUUUCAAAAUUUAGAACUCAUAUUGGAAUUGCACGUUAUGUUAGCAGUGGCUUUGUUAAGUUGCCAUUUGAAGUAGAAAACCUUUUCUGUUAGAUUCUGAAAAAAAGCUGUAUACAAUUCCCCUUUAUUUAAGUGGCACAGAUCUAAGAAAACAAAAUUCCCUUUUUUUCAUAUAUAUCAGAGAAUGUAACCUGUCCAGAUUUGCACAGUUUGCUUGUCAAUUUUUAGUUCAGAUAUGGGACUCAUGAAGAUUAAUUUUUAUGGAAAACUGAUGUUAAAUCAGUAGAUUUUUUGUGUGUGGGGGGGGUACUGAGCCCUUUUAAUUUUUUCUUGCAGUAGGGUUCCAUUUUAGAGAAAACAAAAGUUUUUGGAAAAGAUUUUGUGGGAAUGUUACGGAAAUGAGGAAAUCUCUGUUUAAUUUUCUGGAAAUGGCUAAUCAAGCUGAGCUUUCAAUGACUGGAAGGCAACAACUCUUUUAAUAAGAGCUUUUGUUAGUAGAUUUUUAUAUUUUUGCCCUAGUACCAAAUUUAGAUGCCAGAGGGUUUUUUUUAUUGGUUUUUUUUUUCACGUUAGAACCUCUCAGCCUAAAACUAAAGUAGGAACUAAGUAGAUAUAGUAACUUCAAAGAAAAAUAAAACAUUCCUCCCCAGUUGAUACUUAAUAUCAGAUGUCUUUCCAGUUUAUCUUGUAGUCAUUGGACUUUAUAAACUCUAACGUUUCUUCCAGGUAUCAAUUCUAUUCUCAUAUUUCAUUGUCUGUACUGCUUUAAAAUUUUUGUUUUCUUGUGGUGUGUGUAUCCUGGGGAGAAGCGUUGUGUUUGAAUGCAAUCAUACAAUCUUCUGUGGCUGGGGGCAGUUUCUGUGUGGUGCAUUUGGAGAGUUUGUAUUUAAGUAACCUUUUCAUCCUUGCAUAUUUAGUGCAACAUUUAAUGACGUUUUAUUUAAAUACCAAUCUGACUAGUUCAGAAUGAGAAAAAGUAUAUUUUUAGAGUCAGUUACCUUAGGCUUUGACAAGACAGCCCAUUUAACUUUAUAUAGUAUAUGGCUGAUAUCAGAGGAAGCAUAAGCUUUUGGUGACUGUGUUGAAAUUAUUUCACAGUAAAUUUUAAAAUAAGACUAUAGUAAUUGUUAUAUUUGUAAUUAGUUGUGUUUUUAUACAAUGAUUUCAGUGAAGGUGUGUUUUUUUCCUCUUAGAGCGGAAAAGCAAUUACAAAAGGACAAGUGCUCCACUUUAAUGAAAGAAUUAUCUUUCACCAGAAUGGAUAUUUGAAUUUUUCAUGGACCUGUUGGCUUUAACCCUAAAUUCCAUUUUGGAAAGAGUUUUAUUUAAGGUUUAUUGCUGGAUAAAUAUGUUUUUGAGCCUUUUAUAGUGGCUUUUCCUUUUUACUUGAAUAAUGGUCUCAGUAUUUUAAGGAUUGGGAAAACUUGAAUUUUUGUACUAUUAAAUGCAUUUACUGUUCACCUCUUUGAACUUGAAAAUGAAGCAACAGGGUUACAAGUUCCCAGAUGGUAGAGUGAUUUCUGGGAGUUUCCUCAGCUUUGCAGGUUUGAUUAAAACAUCUGCCUUUGAUGGCUUUGUAGGAAUUUUACUGACUGUGUUUUUGAAUCAUAAAAGAUUUGUGAAAUAAAUUAUUGGCAAACCAGAAUUUCUUGCUAUAUGAGGAAAUUUGGGGAAGUUUAAGGAUGGGGGAGAAUCAUGGAACUAUAAACUUUUUUUAAAGUCUUCAUAAGUCAUUAUUUGUGUUGAUUUUUGCAUAAUUUUUCCAUUUCAGGUUACUAAAUAUUUUAUAUUAAAUGUACAUAUUAUUAACGUAUUUUGCAGACCCAAGGAAUAUUCUAGACAUUUCUUAUGGCUGUAAAUGAGUCACUUGGCUUUUCUUCAAAAUUUGGAUGAUAACGGAAUCAUGAUAUGUAAAAUGAACUUUGAACUGCGAAUCUAGGUUUCUGUUACUAAUUAACUCGUUUUGUAAGGGCUGGUCGCUUCUCUAAGCACUUAAUUUCUUCUAUUUAUAAUAAUCCUUUCAUCCUUCACAGGGUUACUUUGAGGAUUGAAUUAGAUAACGGAUGUAAGAGAACUUUGUAAUAUGUAAAGUGCUUUGAAAAUAAAAAUGAUUACUGUUA
This is a messenger RNA of Globicephala melas (long-finned pilot whale), 5765 nucleotides long. It is a transcript of the gene GPR21, whose product is annotated as G protein-coupled receptor 21. Lineage: Eukaryota; Metazoa; Chordata; Mammalia; Artiodactyla; Delphinidae. The record is from RefSeq and is a predicted model, not a curated record. Gene Ontology annotation, biological process: G protein-coupled receptor signaling pathway. Gene Ontology annotation, molecular function: G protein-coupled receptor activity. Gene Ontology annotation, cellular component: membrane.